Molecule: messenger RNA, 6969 nt
Organism: Myxocyprinus asiaticus (Chinese sucker)
Lineage: Eukaryota; Metazoa; Chordata; Actinopteri; Cypriniformes; Catostomidae
Product: ras GTPase-activating-like protein IQGAP1
Exons: 38
Coding region: 237-5228 (1663 amino acids)
Biological process (GO): regulation of actin cytoskeleton organization; regulation of GTPase activity
Cellular component (GO): cytoplasm
Molecular function (GO): calmodulin binding; actin filament binding; GTPase activator activity
Source: RefSeq, a predicted model, not a curated record
GCGAUCAAUAUAGGCUUCAGAUCGAGGGGGUUAGAUUAGAUCAGCCUGACAGGCAAAGGAAGAGACGCAGUAACUGAAAGCGACUGAAUACAAUGGGUACGGUGCUUUGCUGGGGACCAAUGCUAUGACAAGAGGAGCACAUUUUGUUUCGCUACGACAUCAUCCCAAGUUGUCACAUUGAAAAGAAGUCUGAAACAAGUGUCAGAAAGUCUUGCUCAGCAGAAAUUCAGCUCAGGAUGUACCAUGAAGACGGCGCAAACUCUCUCAGACCACGAUAUGGAUCCAUUGUGGACGAUGAGAGGCUCUCGGCAGAAGAAAUGGAUGAAAGGAGGAAACAGAAUAUCGCAUAUGAAUACCUUUGUCACCUAGAAGAAGCCAAACAAUGGAUGGAGGCAUGUCUGGAGGAGGAGCUGCCUCCAACCACAGAACUGGAGGAUGGUUUGCAGAAUGGGGUCUACCUUGGAAAACUGGCCAAGUUCUUCGCCCCUGAAUUGGUAUCGGAGAAGAAGAUUUAUGACAGGGACCAAACUCGUUAUAAGCGCUCAGGACUACACUUCAGACACACAGAUAACACUGUGCAGUGGCUCAGAGCCAUGGAGUCUGUGGGUUUGCCUAAGAUAUUCUAUCCUGAGACAACCGAUGUGUAUGAUCGCAAGAAUAUGCCCAAAGUCAUCUACUGCAUACAUGCACUGAGUUUGUAUCUCUACAAAUUGGGAAUUGCCCCUCAGAUCCAGGACCUGUUGGGGAAAGUAGACUUCACAGAGGAGGAGAUCAGUAAUAUGAGGAAGGAGCUGGAGAAAUAUGGCAUCCACAUGCCCACUUUCAGCAAGAUUGGUGGCAUCCUGGCCAAUGAGCUUUCAGUAGAUGAAGCAGCAUUACACGCUGCUGUCUUUGCCAUUAAUGAGGCCAUAGACAAAGGUCACGCAGAGAGCACAGUGGUAGCUCUGCAGAAUCCAAACGCCUUGCUGAGAAACACACAAACACCACUGGCCCAAGCCUACCAGGACACGCUAAGCAAAGCCAAGAGGAGGAAAGAGAAUCAGGCCUCGGGACGGCGCUCCUCUAUUGCUUCUGAAGAGAGGGAUGUAUAUGAAGAAUUACUGACGCAGCAGGAGAUCCAGAACAAUGUGGAUCUUGUGAACACAUCAGCAGCUGUUCAUCAAUUAAACCAGGCUAUUGAUGCUCAGGAUCAGAGAGCCCUCCUGGCCAGCCUUAUGUUACCUGCUCUUGGUCUUGUGGGAGUCAUUGACUCCAACUUACACUGCUACCUGGAGCACUUCACAUCUUACAGGGAACAUCAAGUUAAGGAUGCUGGUGCCAGUGCUCAGCUAGAAAGGGAAGAGAUUCAGAGGGUCAUCACCUCCUGUAACGAGUUUGCAGAGGCCGAGAGACGAAAGCAGGAGGCUGUUGCUGCAAUCAAUGCAGCUGUUCAGCACGGCAUUCCUGAAGAGACAGUGGAGGAGCUGCUGAACCCAGAGGCCCAGUUACCCAUCGUCUACCACACUGCUGCUAGCCUGUACCAGGCUGAGCUCUUCAGCCUGCAGAUUGGCUCUCAGAAUAAGACCGGUCUAACUCAUGAGGAGCUGUGUGUGGCUGUGGAGAUGCUUUCUGCUGUGUCUGUGUUAAAUGAGGUGUUGGACACUAAAGACUCUGUGGCUGUGAUUGAGCAGCUCAGUGACUCUCCACUGGGCUUCAGUAACCUGGACGCUGACAAUAUGCAGAGAUAUGCAGACACACUGAUCAGACUCAGAGCAGAGUCUCUCACCCAGGGACAAGAGUUCCUCACCUGGAAUGAUGUUCAGAAGUCCAUCGACACUGUAAACAUGCAGAUCCAUGAGGAGCAUGAGAGAGUCAUUGCUAUAGCUGAGAUCAAUGAAGCCCUAAAUUCUGGAGAUCCAGAGAAGACACUUGCCGCCCUGCUCCUCCCUACAGCUAAACUACAGGGAGUCAACCCCGCCAUGGCCAAACACUAUCAUGAUCUGCUGCUGCACACCAAGGACCUCAUCUGCAAGAAUUCAGGAGAUGAAUCUGCUGUACUGUGGCUUGACCAGAUCCAGGAUGCAGUGCAUAAAGCCAACCGGGACCAGGAGCAUGCAAUCAAAUUGGCUGAGGCAAUAGCAGACAUUAACAGGGCAAUAUCUGAGGGAGAUGCUAAGGUCACACUGGCUGCUUUGCAGUGUUCUGAUGCAGGUCUUAAAGGACUGCUGUCUGAAUGUGCUCAUAUCUAUCAGACUCAACUCUCUCUGUUGCAGACCACUCAAAUAGAACAAGGAACCAGUGGCAAUUUAUGGGUGAAACACAAGAUCAAGGAUAGAUAUGAUUACUUCUAUAACAUUGGAACCAAAGAAGGGACAUGGGUUGAGCCAGAUCAUUUUGGCCACGACAGCUCACAGCUCACCAAUGAAGAUAUACAGAGUAUUGUGAGUAGUGUAACAGCGGAGUAUAACAGAGAGCAGCUGUGGUUGGCCAAUGUGCCGCUCAUCAUCCAGCUGCAGGCUCUGAUUCGUGGAUACCUGGUGAGGUGGGCCCACAAGAAUAGACUGGAGUACUUACAAAACCAAGAGCCAAGUGUAAUCAAACUGCAGGCAUCCUGGAAGGGCUACAAACAAAGGAAGGCCUAUAAGGACAGAUUAAAGACCUUUCAAGACAGUGUGAACACUGUGAUUAAGUUACAGUCGCUGGUGAAAAUGUGGAAAACUAAACGAGGGUACACAAAGAGACUGCAGUACUUUAAAGACCACGAGAAAGAGAUAGUGAAGAUUCAAGCUUUCCUCAAAGCAAACAAAGCAAGAGUUGACUACAGAACUUUAACUGGUGCUCAGCACCCCCCUCUCUCAGUGGUGCGUAAAUUUGUACACUUGCUGGAACAAAGUAGCCUCGAUCUACAGGAGGAACAGGACGUGACACGGCUCAGAGAGGAAGUGGUCACCAAGAUUCGUGCUAAUCAGCAAAUGGAGAAGGAUCUGAAUUUGAUGGACAUUAAAAUUGGCCUGUUAGUAAAGAACAGGAUCACACUGCAGGAUGUGGUGUCACACAGCAAAACGAUGAAAAGCAAAAAGAACAAAAUGAGUAAAGAGGAUUGGGCCAUGGGAGAGAGGCAGGGCAUCAAGGGCCUAAGCAAAGACAAGAGGAAGAAACUGGAGGCCUACCAGCAUCUCUUUUACCUUCUACAGACCAACCCAUCAUACCUCGCCAAGCUAAUCUUCCAAAUGCCCCAGAACAAAUCCACCAAGUUUAUGGACACUGUAAUCUUCACUUUGUAUAACUAUGCAUCUAACCAACGUGAAGAAUACCUGCUACUGAAGCUUUUUGAGUCAGCUUUGCGAGAGGAGAUCAAAUCUAAGGUGGAUCAUAUCCAGGAAAUAGUGACAGGGAACCCUACAGUCAUAAAGAUGGUUUUGAGCUUUUACCGUGGUGCUCGCGGUCAGAACGCCCUCAGACAGCUGCUGGGCCCUGUGGUUAAAGAGAUCAUCGAGGACAAGAACCUGGGCAUUAACACUAACCCUGUAGACAUCUACAAGGCCUGGGUUAAUCAACUAGAGACAGCUACAGGAGAGGCCAGUAAGCUGCCAUAUGAGGUCACACCAGAGCAGGCUUUCUCACAUGAGGAAGUGAGGGCCAAACUGGAAUGCUCCAAUCAGAUACUCCGUACAGUCACAGACAAAGUACUCGGCUCUAUCAUGUCAUCGCUGGACACAAUCCCUUAUGGCAUGAGAUAUAUUGCUAAAGUUCUAAAGGACGCACUUCAUGAGAAAUUCCCUGACGCCACAGAGGACGAAUUAUUAAAGAUUGUAGGGACUCUACUCUAUUACCGUUACAUGAACCCUGCCAUUGUGGCUCCAGAUGGCUUUGACAUCAUUGACAUGACUGCUGGAGGGCAGGUGCACUCAGAGCAGAGGAGGAACCUGGCUUCAGUGGCCAAGAUGCUACAGCAUGCUGCCGCCAACAAGCUAUUUGAGGAUGAGAGUGACCACCUUACCGCCAUGAACAGCUACAUCUCACAGACCUACCAAAGGUUCAGGGGAUUUUUCCAGGCAGCUUGUGAUGUCCCAGCUCCAGAGGAGAAGUUUAACGUGGAUGAGUACUCUGACAUGGUGACACUCAGCAAACCUGUCAUCUACAUCUCAAUUGAGGAAAUCAUCAACACACACUCACUGGUGUUGGAACAUAAGGAAGCUAUUGCUCCAGAUCACAGUGAUCUUCUGCAUGAACUCCUGAAAGACCUGGCGGAUGUUCCUGAUGUCGAGUCACUACUGGGGGAAGGUGCUGUGGAUCCAAAUGACCCCAACAAGGAGAAUUCAAAGAGUCAACUGGCCAAAACUGAGAUCUCCCUCACCCUCACCAACAAGUUUGAGCUGGUAGAUGGAGAUGACAAGGACAUGAAGGGAUUAAUGGUGAAAACAAAGAAACUGAUAGUGGAUGUUGUGAGAAUUCAACCGGGGGAGACGCUGACCAAUAUCCUGGAAACUCCAGCCUCUGCUGCACAGGAGUCAGAGCAUGCUAAGCUAGUGGAGCGACAAGUGGUGCAGGAUGCUCAGACCCCAGAGGGUUUGAAGAGCAGCCAGGCCAUGCUGGAGGACCGACAAUUACCUUUGGAGCAGAAGAAGAGGAAGAUCCUCAGGAAUCUGAGAACUCUGGAGCAAGCUGGUCUGGUCAAUUCAAAACACAAGUACCAGGAUGUCAUCAAUGACAUCUCCAAGGACAUCCGAUACCAGCGGCGCUACAGGCAGAGGAGGAAAGCAGAGUUGGUAAAGUUGCAGCAGACUCUGACUGCACUCAACUCCAAGGCGGCUUUCUAUCAGGAACAGAUCAACUACUACGACACGUACAUCAAAACCUGCCUGGAUAACCUCAACAGAAAGAAUUCUCGCAGGUCCAUCAAACUGGACAGAAAGGAAGAGGUUAAGGGCAGUAAGAAGUCCAAGGUCCAAUCCCUGAAGUACACAGCUGCCAAACUGCACGAGAAAGGAGUAAUUCUGGAAAUUGAAGGCCUGCAGACAAAUCAGUUAAAAAAUGUAAUGUUUGACAUUUCUCCUUGUGAGGAAGUGGCUGACUUUGAAAUAAAGGCCAAGUUUAUGGGAGUUGAGAUGGAGAAGGUUCAACUGCAUUUCCAGGACCUGUUGCAGCUUCAGUACGAGGGAGUAGCUGUCAUGAAAAUGUUUGACAAGGCCAAAGUCAACGUCAACCUACUGAUCUUCCUUUUGAACAAAAAGUUCUAUGGAAAAUGAAAAGUCCUGUGGAGUUUUAAAAAUAGAAUUCAGUGCACAUAUGCUUUGAAUUAUUAAGUCGCUGUCAAAGUGUCAUAAUUUUAUAUGUUAGUUUACACAAAUUGUGCAAAAAAAAUUGAACGUGCCUUUGGUUUUUAGUUGGGUUUUUUUGUAAAAGAAAAUUCUCUGAGCAUUCAGGGCAUUUGUGCAACUGUUUUUGAAGGUCUUUGGUAUUAUAUUAACCAUAAAAUGAGAUCACUCUUAAGAAUUAUAUAUGAUGAUAUGCAGAUUAUACAUGCCAAGCUGUACAUAAAUCUCACUUUUACUUACUGAUACAUUGAAAGGGAUUUUAAUCAAUCUAUGAUAUAACCAACAAACGUUGAGCACAUUAGAUGAUGACUGGAAUUUCGUUUUUGAAGAUUGUGAAUGGAUUCUGUUUUUAAUGACAGGUAUAAUUGAAAUAUUAUAAAUAUAUACUGUAAAUAGUAGUAUAAGCAUGUUAUUAAAAAAUGAGGGACUAAUAAGAUGAAAUGAAUUUCAUAAUGCACUACUGCCAUGUGUCUGAUAAACUGGAUGAGCCUUUUGACAGGCCUGUGAUGAACUAGUGCCUUUAAUUUCCAAGUGCGUAGUUGUGCAUCUUUUAAAGAUAUGUAUUAAAAGGGCAUUCCCAAGAGUUUUCAGUAUUUUUUAAUCCAACAUUAAUUCAUGUCUACAGUUAAGAACUAUGUUAUUGAUUUAAAAAUAAACACUAUUUGUAUGUGUGUUUAUGUAUUUACAUAUAGGGGAGACCCAGGGGCAGGUUGCAUAACACUUUUUUAGACUAGUCUUAAUAGUUAGUUGUCUAAAUUUUGGUCUUAACCUUUCCAGUCAAUUGCAUAAAAACUUGGAUCAGUCUAAUUUAAGACCGAAAUGUAAGACAGCAGACCCCACAGGAUAACUUUUGUUUACAUUCCAUGUUGCCAUGGAAAAUAACUGUCAGCUGAGCCAGUGGGGGCUUCAGUUGAGGGCUGAAAGGGGCAUGAGUUGAGACUUUGAAGAAGACUUUGACUUCUACGAUGGAAACAAAACUUGUGUUUUUUAUUAUUUGAGUUAAAAUCACUCAAUUUGUUCAUUAGAAUCAAUUCUGAAGAAUUGUAUUCCUCUAAUAAGCAAAUAUUUUCAGCGAAUUAGAGCAUCCACAGUCGGCCAUUUUAUUUAAGCUGUUCAGUGUCUUACUUUUCCCACAAUACGAAGCGAAUUAAACUUACUAAAGACACCUGUGAGCUUGUUUUAUGCAACAGGCUUUCUAUGGUGUCUUUAGCUAGUCAGACUAAUUGUUAGAUGAAGUCUUAAGUUCAUGGCUAUGUUUAUGCAACCGGCCCCUGGAGCUGGAUUCAUGAAACAUUCUUAAGAAGAAAUUUCUUCUUAACUACCAUUUUCUUAAUUUCUAACUUAAGAAAAGAAGUUAAGGAUAUUUUGUAUUCCUGAAAAACUUCUUAAGAAAGUUCUAAUCUUUUUUUCUUGAGAUUGUUCUUAAGAAAAACCUUAAGAAGCAUUCCAAUUCUUGAGAAAAAAAUCGUCGUAAAUAACAUCUUCAAGUUAGGAUAACCUCACAGUUGUCUUAAAUUCUAAAAGGUAAGAUGUUUAAUUAAUUUACUGGGUUUUUCAUGUUGAGUCUCGAGUCGCAAUGGGCUGUUUCCGUAGAAAUGUGAUUUUAGACCAAAUAACGUUGUAAAUGUUAUCACUAAAUUCAAACAAUAAAUGUUGUUUUGAAGCUUCUUAA